This is a messenger RNA of Mytilus trossulus (common blue mussel), 934 nucleotides long. RefSeq lists its product as uncharacterized. The record is from RefSeq and is a predicted model, not a curated record. Gene Ontology annotation, molecular function: serine hydrolase activity. NCBI's taxonomy places the organism in Eukaryota, Metazoa, Mollusca, Bivalvia, Mytilida, Mytilidae. The transcript has a single exon. Bases 22 to 933 code for a protein of 303 amino acids.
GCUCCUCGAAAGAAGAUUUAAAUGAGCAUGUCCUUCUUGGCAAAGCCAGCAACUUCGACAAAAACAUGUUCUACGGUGUUUGGUCUUAUUGUUAGACAUUGCUCUAAGGUUCCAGUGAAAAGAACAAAGCUGACUCCACUGCUGACCCUUAGGGAAGUCGACAAAGAAAGUUUAACUCAGAAUCCUAUAAAAUUCAUACCUAAAAACAAACCUCUUGUUGUUGUUUUCGAAUGGUUGUAUGCAAAUCAGAAUGCUUUAAAUAAGUAUUGUGACAUUUAUCACGAUAUUGGACUUGAUGUGUUAACAGUGCGCGGAAAGCUAGUUCAUUUUCUAUGGCCACCGAGAGGAGAGAUAUUUGCAAGGACACUACUUAACUAUCUUUUAAAUGAAAGGCCAAAAGACGAACACAUAUUUAUCCAUGCAUUUUCAGUUGGGGCUUAUAAUUAUACUAUAUGUGAAACUCUAGCACUAGAAAGUAACACACAAUUCGGAUCCUUUAGAGAUAAGGUCAUAGGUCAAGUUUUUGAUAGCAUUGUCGUUGGCACGUAUGAAAACAUGUCUACGGGAAUAGCUGCUGCCCUUCAUGACAGUGGCGUUCUGACAAAACCGAUAAUUGCCAUAAUGGAUGUUUAUUACAAAACUACUAAUAAAAAGACUAAAGAAGUUUACGACAAACUGGUUCAAAAUUUUAAAGAAGAUCCAGUGGUUGUUCCUACUCUGAUGUACUUCUCCCACAAUGACCCAAUGUGUCACGUGCCGACUAUGAUGGAGAUGGUAUCAGACUGGAAUAAUAAGUUUCCACAGUUCGAUGUGACGGUCAAGUCGUGGGAAAAAUCUGUACAUGCUGCUCAUCUGAAGUUUCACAAAGAAGAAUAUCUCGGUAGUUGGUUGGAACUUAUAAACAAGGUUAUUCAAAAUAAACAAGACAUUUGAC